This is a messenger RNA of Pungitius pungitius (ninespine stickleback), 2611 nucleotides long. RefSeq names its product zinc finger protein 501-like. Gene Ontology annotation, cellular component: transcription regulator complex; PcG protein complex; chromatin. Gene Ontology annotation, biological process: regulation of transcription by RNA polymerase II. Bases 1 to 1368 code for a protein of 455 amino acids. The transcript has 3 exons. The record is from RefSeq and is a predicted model, not a curated record. Gene Ontology annotation, molecular function: DNA-binding transcription factor activity, RNA polymerase II-specific; RNA polymerase II cis-regulatory region sequence-specific DNA binding. Lineage: Eukaryota; Metazoa; Chordata; Actinopteri; Perciformes; Gasterosteidae.
AUGUCUUCAGUUGAGUGUUUGAGAGAGUUUGUCAACCAGCGACUAUCUGCUGCUGCUGAAGAAAUAUUCGGAGUUUUUAAAAGAACCAUCGUCGAGUAUCAGGAAGAGAUCGAGCGGCAGCGCAGAAUGUUGGAUGUUAUUUGGAAACCCGAAGUGAGGUUACACAGGAUAGAGCUCCCACAGUCACGUGUCUGUAAGCAGGAGGAGGUUCUCUCUGACCAGCAGCUGUGUCUCCAGGAGAGGAACCCCAGUGUGGACCAAGAGGACCCAGAUCCUCCACAGAUUAAAGAGGAACAGGAGGAACUCUGCAGCAGUCAGGAGGGAGAGCAGCUUGAACCGAAGCAGGAGGCCGACACCUUUACGUUGACUCCGACUUGUGAGGAAACUGAUCACACUGUAGUUGAACCAAACAAUGACCACAAGCUUCUCUCCCACAACUCCCAUGAGUCUGAUAGCCAAGGUCAGGAAGGAGUAAAACUUAGUUUAACAUCAAACAAGGAACCAGCUCCUUCAGGUGAGAAGCCAUUUUUGUGCAAAACAUGUGGAAAAGAUUUUAAAUUUAGUAGUGGCUUAAACGUACACAUGCAAAUCCACAGUGGGGAAAGGCCGCAUUCUUCUGUCACGUGUGGAAAAACAUUCAUUCUGAAUUCACAUUUGAAGUUUCAUACAAGAAUUCAUAGUGGGGAGAAGCCAUAUUCCUGCAUCACCUGUGGGAAAACAUUCACUCAUGCAUCAGGUUUGAAGUCUCACACAAGAGUCCAUACUGGGGAGAAGCCAUAUUCCUGCAUUACCUGUGGCAAAACAUUCACUCAGCCAGAACAUUUGAAGUCUCACACAAGAAUUCAUACUGGGGAGAAGCCAUAUUCCUGCAUUACCUGUGGGAAAAGAUUCACUCGCACAACAAGUUUGAAGUCUCACACAAGAAUCCAUACUGGGGAGAAGCCACAUUCCUGCAGCACCUGUGGGAAAACAUUCACUCAUGCAUCAAGUUUGUAUAGUCACACAAGAGUCCAUACUGGGGAGAAGCCAUAUUCCUGCAUUACCUGUGGGAAAAGAUUCACUCGCACAACAAGUUUGAAGUCUCACACAAGAGUCCAUACUGGGGAGAAACCACAUUCUUGCAUCACCUGUGGCAAAACAUUCCCUCGGAGAGAACUACUUAGGUUUCACACAAGAAUCCACACGGGGGAAAGGCCGUAUUCUUGCAUCACCUGUGGGAAAACAUUCACUCAGACAUCACAUCUGAAGUCUCAUAUAAGAAUUCAUAGUGGGGAAAGGCCAUAUUCCUGCAUCACCUGUGGGAAAACAUUCAAUCGGUCACAACAUUUGAAAAGUCACACACAAAUCCAUACUGGGGAGAAGCCAUAAUCCUGCAUUACCUGUGGGAAAAGAUUCACUCGCACAACAAGUUUGAAGUCUCACACAAGAAUCCAUACUGGGGAGAAACCACAUUCUUGCAUCACCUGUGGGAAAACCUUCUCACGGACAUCAAAUUUGACGUCUCACACAAGAGUCCAUACGGGGGAGAAGCCAUAUUCCUGUAAAAUAUGUAACAGCGGUUUUAGAAGUUCUAGUAACUUAAAUGUCCACAUGAGAAGAAGCCACUAGGAUGAAACGUCAUAGACGCCACUCCCGUGAGUUUUAUUCUGAGCAAUGUUCAAGAUUAGAAAGGCGUUGAUGAUUUCUCUUAGGGUGGAAAACGAAUGCUGCAUUUGAGAGAAAAGUAUGUUUAGAAAUCUCUUCUGACAAGCAUAACCAUCUAGCCGAAUCCAGACUCAAUGAGCGUUGACACAUCAAUUAAACUUAGAUCACAGAUCAAAAAAAGAUGUUCAGUACUGUUUUUUUUCCCAACUAAGACCAAUCUCAAAAAAUUAAACCCAUGCUGUCAUACUCAGACCUGGAAGAAGUCAUUCAUAUUCCUGACUGGACUACUGCAACUCCCUCCAUUUCGGCAUGAACCAGAAAUCCAUCUCCCUCUUCCAUCUAGUCCACAAUGCAGCAGUGUGACUGGUUGUAACCGACGGCAUCACAUUACUCCAGUUCUGGCCUGUCUCCUCUGGCUCCUCGUUUGUUUUGAAAUCGACUUUUAAUAUCUUAUUGAUCACCUUUUAUAGCACGUCUGGGUUUGGCCCCCAGCUACAUUGUUGAAAUGCUCGCAGCCUUAGAUCCUCCAGUCUGGCCGUUCCAAAAGCGAGGCUUAAAUCACAGGGUGACCGUGCUUUUGCCAUUAGAGACUCUUGACUUUGGAGCGACAUACCUGAGAGGAUAAGGCUCGCAGAAUCAAGGCCUUCUAUUAAACCACUCCUUAAAACCCAUUUCUAUAGAACUGCCUUUAAUUGAUUUGGGCCUUUUAUGCCUUUUUAUGAAGUUGUACGGUUCUGUUCAUUUAGUUUAACGUGUAUAUUUAGGGCUAAAAUGUAAAAACCCUGGGUUAAAAAUGCAAUGUAAGCCGCUUGUAUUGUAUGACAUGUAUUGUAGUAUGUGUAUAUACGCAUGUAUUUUUUUGGUCUUCCGUGAUUGUUGCUCUUGUGGUCAUUGUCCAUAUGGCAUGACCUCUCUUGCCUUCUGUAUUUUCUGAAAUGCUUACUUGUAUUAAAGUUAUGUAUAACUA